Messenger RNA from Colletotrichum truncatum, 5409 nucleotides. RefSeq lists its product as uncharacterized. NCBI's taxonomy places the organism in Eukaryota, Fungi, Ascomycota, Sordariomycetes, Glomerellales, Glomerellaceae. Gene Ontology annotation, cellular component: membrane. The record is from RefSeq and is a predicted model, not a curated record.
AUGCCGAGUGCACCGUAUUGGGGCGAUCUGACAGGCCCCAAAUCCGCGAGACGUCAGCGACGACAAUCUGAAGACUUUAGUCUACCAGAUCGUAAAUCUUCUCCUGAUCAGCUGGAUCAUCCCGCUCCUGCCCCUCCUCCAAAAUCUAAUCGUACUUCUCUUCAAACGACAAACACCGAGGCUGUCACCGAAUCGACUCUCAGCCCCUACGCUUCGCCCACCGCCUCCAGCUUUGCAGGCCAACAAGGCCUUGCCCCGCGCCCGCCUACAUUCCCCUACGGCGAGUCUCAGUACCCAGAAGACCAGCAGGCUGAAAGGCGCCAGCGACGACGUAGAGAGCGCAACGAGCAGGAAGAGUUCUCAGUCCCCGAUCAGGAAUAUUAUCUCCCCGCGGGUGCCACGCCUCCAGCCGCUCCCGAUGUACCCAAGGGCCCGCCCGUGAGCUUCAGACAUCCGUACGGCAACGGAGGAUUGCCAUACACAUAUCCAUCCCCAGGCACAUCUCGUCCCCAACGGCAUCCUAGCCCGCUAGUAAGCCAAGACGACGACAUGGAUCCCGAGGGCUACUACAGAAAAUCCACGCCGGGGAGCGAACUGCCGCCGCCGCCGCCGCCGCCCGAGCAGAGGGCGGAAGAGCAAGAAGAGUAUCCGCCACUCAACCGCUCACAACAGACGCUCGAUACGACCAACGAGACGCGGCAGGCCCACGAACCCCGCGAACCCCGCAUAUCCCAGAGUUCAUCGAGGAGAAGGUCAGAAGGACAGGCGAGGAAGCCUUCGGGAGGAUCCAGAAAGUUCGCCAAUGAUCGCUCUCCACUCCAGAGGCUUGAGCUGACGCUCGACAGCAUCACCAAGGAGGAGAAGCGAGCUCGUGUGGAAGCGGCAGAGCGCCGUGCGAGAGAGAAGGCUGCCGCCGCGGCGGCUAAGAACCCCGAUCUUCUUCAGCCUCCAGAACCCUCACACCGCGCCCCGCGGUCACAACCGCCGCAACAGCCACACCACCAACAACCCCAGAAGGCAGUACAGCAACCGCCACUGAUAAAGCAAGAACCUCAAAGGCCGCUUCCAGAGCCGCCUCAGCAACAACCCCGGCAACAGCCCGCACCGGUUCCGCAAGUGCGGUUUAGCGACAUUUCGUACGAUGAGGAUGACUGGAGAGGCGCAGCGCCUGAGCAGCAGGCCAAUGUUGCUGCUCCUCGGGGAGCUCCUACACAGCACUAUGUCGACGAUAGGAGAUAUGCGCCUGCGCGCGUGUCACUUGACGAUGCGCGACGGCAGCCACGCUACGUGCCCGAAGAUGACGGACGGUAUGAAUCUGGUCACUACCAGCACAGAGCUCCUGCCAUGGCUACGGCGACGAGACAUCACCCUACAUAUUCUGGCGGCAUACCUCAGAGGAGUGUCAGCCUGCGCGAGGAGCCUAGACAGGCACCGGCGCCCAACUCAGGUAUUCCGAAGCGUAACCUGAGCUUCCGCGAGCGGGCCGCCAAGAAUGAUUUGAACUUGCCUACGGCACCUGUAGAAAGGAGUCAAAGCCCGGAGACCGAUCCCGAGCCUAUGCCGCCAGUUACCAAGUCUCGGCGGCCUAGCUGGUCUCUCACUCGGCGCGGAAGCAACAAGCUUAAGAAGCAGCCGAAAGGUGACCCUUGGUUCAAUAUUCGAAAGGAUGCCGAGAAGAAAUUUGAGGACAUUGAGGUCCGCAAUGCGGCUUUGGAUGAAUCUGCUGCUGCCAUGGGUGGCCAACCUGUUCAGCGGUCCGCGUCACUCGCCAUGCGUGAACAGGCAUUGCCCCGGGAAGCUCCUCAGGGGGAUGUUGGAAAAGCCGGGAUUCCCAGUAAAGCUGCGAGGCUAAUCGGAUUUGACAUGGGUGGUGUCCAACGGCGCGCCACCGCCCCUACGACUCACCGCAACUACGAUCAUGACAAUGGUGCUUAUUUUGAGCCUGUUGCAUCAGGAGGUCGAGGUGAGGAGUCUCAUCACCUUUCUCAUAAGGAAGCUGCGGAGCGUGGGAGACAGUAUGAUCGAGAGUAUUACUCUGACGAUGAGUACAACGAGCGCGGCCAACGUGUUAAUAAAAAACUAUAUCACGGCCGCGACAGCUUCCGUCCUGGUGAAGGCAUCUACAAGCCGCCCAAGUAUCUCGAUGAGUGGAGGAAGGCCACGGUCGGCAGCUUGUCUGGUUCUUUGCUUGAACUUAGCGACGAAGAACUCCCUGGGGCUGAUAAGAACACGCCUUGGUGGGAGGGAAGUGGGAAGCGUAGGGGAAGUGCCUCUCGGCCUCGCAAGGCAGAAGCUUUCGACGGCGAGUAUGAUGAGACAAAUGCACCCACAAGAUUCAAGCCGCCUCUGUACCUCAAGUGUGGCCCGCUGCUGAGAUACUGUGGGCUUAAGCACGAGAAGGUCCCUGCUCGUGCCAGGAAUACUGAAGCCACCGAGCGAACCUUGUGGCGCGGCUCAGUAAUGAUUGUGACCCAGGACAGCGACUCUUCCUACGAAAUUGCGCCGACCUUACGGCUGUUUGUGCAGCCGCUUGAAUUGCUCCCGCCCCCGCCACAGCUGAUCUCCGGAGAGCAAGAUCUCCCCCCAGAAUACGUGGACCCGAUUGCCGGAAUGCCGAAGCUAGGAAGAAGAGGAGAAACUCUCUAUGUCCGACCCGUAGACCACCUCGAAGAGGCCAAAGACCUAUCAAGGGAUGAAUCAGAUAAUGGGCUGUUCGAGAAAACGAAGAGCCCCCCUGAUAUCGCUCCCGCAGAUGGUUCUCUAGACUACCCUGGUUCCUUCUCAAGCCGCCGCAAGCGCGUCAAGAUUGACGGAGAGAAGGUCUCUAAGUAUAAGGAUGUUCGCGGGUUCCGACUGCACGCGGAGCGGGGCUACACGUUCUGGCGCUUCAACAUCGAAGUCGAACUUCGCGAGAAACAGCAGCGUAUCGCUUAUCGCAUUAACCGAGGUCCGUCCAUGGGCUUUUGGGUCCCGGCUGCAGGAGAAUCUAUGAACAUCAUGUUCUAUAGCUGUAACGGGUUCAGCAUGAGUGUUAAUCCCGACGAUUUCAGCGGCCCUGACCCCAUGUGGCGCGAUGUUCUCAACACACACCAGUCUCAGCCGUUCCAUGUCAUGCUUGGCGGCGGUGAUCAGAUCUACAACGACUGCUUGAUGGAUCAGAGCAAGCAGUUCCGCGAGUGGCUCAUGAUCAAAAAUCCUCUUCACAAGCAUAACACGCCCUUUACUCCGACGAUGCAGGACGAGCUGGAACGGGCGUAUCUCGAGAGAUACUGCAUGUGGUUCUCGCAAGGUCUCUUCGGGUUGGCCAACUCUCAGAUUCCCAUGGUUAAUAUGUGGGACGACCACGACAUCUCUGAUGGUUUUGGCUCGUAUGCCCAUCAUGACAUGAACUCGCCGGUCUUUUCCGGCCUCGGCAACGUGGCUUACAAGUACUACAUGCUAUUCCAACACCAGAGCCUUCCGAAUGAAACAGAAGCGUCUGAGCCCAGCUGGGUACUCGGUGUCCAGCCUGGACCCUAUAUCAAUGAGUUGAGUCGCAGCUUGUUUAUAGAACUUGGCUCAAAGGUUUCUUUGCUAGCCGUUGAUGCGAGAACGGAAAGAACGGAAACCGAUGUUGUCAGUGAAGCUACCUGGCAGCAUAUCAUGGACCGUUGCUACGACGAGCUCCGGAACGGCAGGACCCAGCAUUUGCUUGUUUUGCUUGGUGUCCCGAUCGCCUAUCCCAGAUUGGUCUGGUUGGAGAAUAUUCUCACCUCGAGAGCAAUGGAUCCCGUCAAGGCUCUUGGCAAGCUAGGAAUGCUCGGUAACACCCUGAACCACAUCGACGGAGGUGUAGAGGUUCUCGACGACCUCAACGACCACUGGACUGCCAAGAACCACAAGAAGGAGCGAGAGAUUGUUAUCCAGGACAUGCAGGAUCUUGCAGCAGACAAGUCCGUAAGAGUUACAUUCCUCAGUGGUGAUGUCCACCUAGCAGCUGUCGGCCAGUUCUACGCCAACCCCAAACUCGGUCUACCGAAGCACAAGGACUUCCGCUACAUGCCCAACGUCAUAUCAUCGGCUAUCGUCAACACACCCCCUCCUGAUUUGAUGGCAGACAUUCUGAACAAGCGUAACAAGAUCCACCACUUUGACGACUCCACCGAGGAGAACAUGAUUCCAUUGUUUGGCCACGGAGUCGAUGGAAAGCCCAGGAACAACAAGCAUCUGCUGCCGCAUCGCAACUGGUGCGCCAUCCGAGAAUGGACUCCUGGCGCUACGCCGCCGCCCACACCGCCGCUGUCGGCCUACGAUAGAAGCCCUAGUCCCCCUGCUAGCCGUGGUGGUCUUUUGCGGCGUUUCUCCUCUAAUAAAGGUCCCGCUUACCGGCCUGACAUCCAAAAAGACUCUCCAAGAGACUCUUCCCGGCCCCCUAUUUCCAACAGCGGCAAGGCCGGAGGCUUGUUCAGAAGGCUUUCACGCCGUAACUCGACCGAUGGAGCCCGUCCGGCGGAACUCAGCAAGCCGAAGCGUUCAAUGUCAUUGACGCGCAACUUCUUCAGUCGUCGGGGCAGCAAGAAGGCUCAGCCUGACGACGGGGGUAUCAAUGGUCAAUGGGGAGAAGAAGAUAACGACGCUAGCUCAGUUGAAGAUGGUCAUUAUGGCUAUGACCAAUACGAUGACAGGCCGGCUGUGCAACCACGGGUUAGAGGUAUGGGUCUGCGUGGAGGUGGUGGCCACGACGAAUACCAGUCGGGAGACGAUUCGUACUUUACGGCUCGCCCCGCCACGCGAUCAAGGGGCGCACCUAUCCGCGGGGUUCCACAAUACGACGAGUACCAGCCUGGUGACGAAUCGCAAUUUACCGCUCGACCACCGCCUCGCGCACGCACUAUGAGCCACGAGCGCCAGGCCGCGCUGCCACCGCCCAAGCCGUUCCAUCGCACGCCGACCGGCUUGUCGGUAAAGCAGCAGAAGAACUCCGAUAGGUUUGCCGUUGAUCUCGAAGGCGGUCUGGAUAUAUGCCUCAACGUUGAGGUCAACCCCAAAGACCCCACGGGCAUCACAACACAGUACCGGCUCCUUGUUCCCAAGCUUUUCUGGGACGACGCAAAGGAGGGUGCGACCCUGCAGCCACCUGCUCCGGCGGGCUUCAAGCGGUUCUUCAGUCUGAAGAAGAAGGAUACCAAUGCUCCACCUCCCGAGGAGUUGGAGGCCGGCGAGGAACAGCGUGACCCAUCGGGGUCGGGACCAGGCAGACCGUACACGGCGGUGCCCCCCGCUGGACGGGAGCCUGUGUAUGACGUACCGAGAAACGCAAGAUACGAGUCGCCAGGGGGAUUGGACUCCCCACGUACAUAUGAGUCGUCAGCGCGGUAUGACUCGCCUGUGGGUUAUGAGCAGCAAGCAACGAGGUAUGAGAGAAGAUGA